AAAUUAAACAAAUUCUUUUGAACCGUGAGUAGGAUAUUCUUUCGGCUUUUCUGUUUCGUGAUGGAUCCUGUAAAAUAUGUAGUGCAAUUCUAUCAAGUUUUACUUCAAGAAUGGUCAAAAAAGCCUCCAAAUUUGGAAAAAUGUGGUCAGAUAUUAGAAAAAUUAAAAGUGGCCCUAACUCAGAUGACAUUUCUUCCCACCAGUGACAAAUCAGCAACAAAAAAAGAGCUUCUUGUUGCACGUGAUAUUUUAGAACUAGGUGCUCAGUGGAGCAUAAAAAAUAAAAACAUCCCUGCCUUUGAAAGAUAUAUGGCUCAACUGAAAUGCUACUAUCUGGAUUACCAAAAUGAUCUUCCAGAAUCUGCAUCAAAGUACCAACUUCUGGGCCUCAACUUAUUGUGCCUUUUGGCACAAAACAGAGUAGCUGAAUUUCAUACGGAACUGGAGUUACUUCCUGCAAAGGAGAUUCAAACUAAUGUGUAUAUUCGACAUCCAGUUUCCAUGGAGCAGUAUUUAAUGGAAGGAAGUUAUAAUAAGGUAUUUUUAUCAGGUGGUAAUGUGCCAGCAGAAAGUUACAACUUUUUUAUCAACAUACUUCUUGACACAGUAAGAAAUGAAAUUGCUGCAUGCAUUGAGAAAGCUUAUGAAAAACUGGCUCUUAGUGAGGCAAGUCGGAUGCUAUUCUUUACGCAUAAGAAAGAUGUAACUGAUUAUGCCAGAAAGAGAGGAUGGAAUGUUGUGGGUGAUUAUUACAUUUUUGAUGUUGAAGAUAAACCUCAUUCUGAUGACACAAUACCAGCAUUUGAACUCGCAACGCAAGUAAUAGACUAUGCAAGAGAACUGGAAAUGAUUGUUUGAUUUUUCGUAUUUAAAUAAAAUUACUAUGCUUCUUUUUGUAAA
This is a messenger RNA of Stegodyphus dumicola, 900 nucleotides long. It is a transcript of the gene Rpn12, whose product is annotated as regulatory particle non-ATPase 12. The record is from RefSeq and is a predicted model, not a curated record. NCBI's taxonomy places the organism in Eukaryota, Metazoa, Arthropoda, Arachnida, Araneae, Eresidae. Gene Ontology annotation, biological process: proteasome-mediated ubiquitin-dependent protein catabolic process. Gene Ontology annotation, cellular component: proteasome regulatory particle, lid subcomplex; nucleus; proteasome regulatory particle.